Molecule: messenger RNA, 1035 nt
Organism: Lodderomyces pseudojiufengensis
Lineage: Eukaryota; Fungi; Ascomycota; Pichiomycetes; Serinales; Debaryomycetaceae
Exons: 1
Coding region: 1-1035 (344 amino acids)
Biological process (GO): steroid biosynthetic process
Molecular function (GO): 3-beta-hydroxy-Delta5-steroid dehydrogenase (NAD+) activity
Source: RefSeq, a predicted model, not a curated record
AUGACAGAGAAAGUAUUUGUAACUGGAGCAAAUGGGUUUAUAGCUCAACAUAUUAUUAAACAAUUAUUAGCCAAAAACUACAAGACAGUAGGACUGGUUAGAUCAAUUGAAAAAGGAGAAAAUUUAAAAAAUUUAGUUAAUAAUGAUCCAAAUUUUGAAUAUGUUAUAAUUAAAGAUUUAACAAGUGAAGAAAGUUUUAAUAAUGCAUUAAGAGCUCAUCCUGAAACUACUAUAUUUUUACAUACUGCUUCACCAGUUACAUUUUUUGCAAAUGAUUUAGAAAAAGAUAUUAUAAUUCCUGCUAUUAAUGGUACUGCAAAUAUGUUAAAAUCAAUUAAAAAAUUUGGUAUAAAUGUUAAACAUUUGGUUUAUACUUCUUCAAUGGCAACAAUAGUUGAUACUACAGGAGAUGGUAGAAAAUCAAUAGGUAAAAUUCUUACAGAAGAUAGUUGGAAUCAAGUAGAAUAUAAAGAUGGUUUUAAAAAUGGUUAUAUGGCAUAUUGUGUUUCAAAAACUUUAUCUGAAAAAUUAAUUCAUUCAUUUGUUGAACAAGAAAAACCAAAUUUUACAGUAGGUUAUAUUCAACCAACUUAUGUAUUUGGACCACAAGCUUUUGAAAUAAAAGAUCCUCUGCAAUUAAAUUCUUCAGCUGAAAUGGUAAACAGUUUAUUAAAAUUAAAUGCAAAUGAUCCAAUUCCACCUGUAAAUGGAGAUUAUAUAGAUGUAAGAGAUGUUGCAAAAGCACACAUUGUUGCAUUUGAAAAAGCUCAAGAAACAAAUGGUAAAAGAAUGGUAUUAACUGAUUCUAUUUUUACGAAUGAAUUAUUAUGUGAUAUUAUAAAUAAAAAUUUUCCAAAAUUGGGUGUACCAAAGGGAAAUUUUGAAGAAAAUGCAAAACAAAUUAAAGAAGAUGCAUUAACUGGUGAUUAUCAUAAGACUAAAGAACUUUUAGGAUUUGAUUAUAUUCCAAUUGAACAAAGUAUUAUUGAAAUGGUUCAACAAAUUAUUGAUGCAAAACAAAAAGUUUCAAAUUAA